This is a messenger RNA of Morchella sextelata, 1116 nucleotides long. RefSeq lists its product as uncharacterized. The record is from RefSeq and is a predicted model, not a curated record. Bases 1 to 1116 code for a protein of 371 amino acids. The transcript has a single exon. NCBI's taxonomy places the organism in Eukaryota, Fungi, Ascomycota, Pezizomycetes, Pezizales, Morchellaceae.
AUGCAAAAGGCGGAGCGGUACCCUCCGAGACGUGCCCGUACUGAGAAGAGAGUAACUGAAAGAGUUGCCAAAGAAUCGAAAGCUGACACUGCUGCUCGUCAAAAAAGGCCGAAGCCGAAGCUUGAACCCUCAAAACCUGGAACGGAAAUGGAUCUGGGAUAUUUGCCGAGCCCUGUAUCUGGCAAACAAAGUGCCAUGUACGAAAGAUUAAAGACGAUACCCCCUCCUUUGAACGUCAACAAGUCUGCUCAGAAGCCCGUGGGGGAAUACCAGUCAACUGUUAAUAUUGGUGGCACAAAAAACAGACUUCCCGCUACGUCACAAACCACAGCAAUGCCAUUUGGAAUCAUUGGACCGUUUGCGGAUACAACCACGACAAAUCAUGGCACAUACCUCGGGACUGCACAAGCUCUUGAGUUAGCAAAAAUUGAGCCUGCGUCUGCUCAACUAAAGACCAAACUUCCUCGUCUAAUUCCAAUUACUGCUCAGUCAACCAUCAGGUUUCCCCAUCAGAACACACCUACCGUUGCACCAUCCAUGAAUGCCGACUCUAGAUCCACCGAAAUCGGAAGCUCGUCUACCACCCCACCCGUAAGUCUCUUUACGGCUUCCUUUACUACAUUCCACGACAUAGAGUUCUCAACCACGGCUCCCUUUAUCCGGGGAAUAUCACAGCCCUUUCCUUCUUCAGAGACUCUCGGCAGCUACCCCCAGUACCCUUACAGCAAAAACCUCAACCACCUCGCCGAUGGUUUCGCUGGUACGACACACCCAGGCUUCAAUCUUCAGACCGAGCACAUUAAGCGCUCUACACCAGGGGGUGACAUGGUAACCUACGCAACCAAGAAUACCCGUGAUGAUGAGGACCGUAUGAAUAGGAACCCGUACUUUCAUGAUGGAAUGAAGAGUAUGAGACCGGGGGAUAUGGAUUCAGUCUGGAAGGAAAAGCAAGAAGGGAUGAAGGCGAGGAAGAAGGCGAUUUCUAAGAGUAUGAUUUCGGCGCCUAUCGGGCUGGUGGUGAAGGAUGAGAGAAGGGUGGUCUCGGAGGUUAUCAUCCCGAAGGAUAGUCCUUCGAAGGGAAAGGUUUGGUCGAAGGUAUUGAAGAUGAUGGUUUGA